Messenger RNA from Ictalurus punctatus (channel catfish), 1046 nucleotides. RefSeq lists its product as uncharacterized. Bases 226 to 579 code for a protein of 117 amino acids. Gene Ontology annotation, cellular component: autophagosome membrane; autophagosome; cytosol. The record is from RefSeq and is a predicted model, not a curated record. Gene Ontology annotation, biological process: autophagosome assembly; autophagy of mitochondrion; cellular response to nitrogen starvation. NCBI's taxonomy places the organism in Eukaryota, Metazoa, Chordata, Actinopteri, Siluriformes, Ictaluridae. Gene Ontology annotation, molecular function: GABA receptor binding; ubiquitin protein ligase binding. The transcript has 5 exons.
CAAAGUAGGCGGUACAGGCUUUGUUGUUGUUUUUGGUCGUCGACAUAUAUCAUUAUUUUUUUUAAACAGGCCGAGCUCGGAAAGAGUUGGAGUUAUACAUUUAAGGACCCUGACAUCUUUGUCUUGUUGAAGCCGUAACAUAAGGUUUAUUUAUUUAUUUAUUAUUAUUAUUAUUAUUUUUUUUUUACUUUUUAGCUGAAUCCGUCUGCUGAGGAAAAAAUAAAGAUGAGUUGCCAGUACCAGCGCAGUGUUCCGUUCGAGUUCAGGAAAUUGGAGGGAGAAAGAGUUCGUGCCAAACAUCCAGACAAAAUUCCGAUCAUUGUAGAGAGAGCUGCUAGAUCACGUGCCCCUGAACUUGACAAAAAGAAAUACCUUGUUCCAUCAGAGCUGACAGUUGGCCAGCUGUGCUUCCUGAUCAGACAGCGAAUCUCCAUAAGGCCAGAAGAAGCUCUCUUCUUUUUUGUUAAAAAUUCCCUUCCUCCUUCCAGCUGCCCGCUUUCUGUUGUAUAUGAGGAACACCACGAGAAGGACCUGUUCCUGUACAUGACCUACAGCAAUGAGAGUGUGUACGGUGCCUGAGAGGAUCAAAAAGUUGGAAUGGAAGGAUGAGGGACUUUGGCCAAUGAGAGAAUUUGGGGCAUGAUAGAGGAGGGGAUGGAAUUUAAACAGUGGUGUGGUGAUAUUUUUAUUGUUUUACCACUAUUAAUCCAUUUUGUAUGAAUCUAAGCUUACAGCGUUGAACAUCAGAGUGGUUUUGUAGGAUGAAACUGGUUUGUGUUUCAUUACAAUGGGUUUAAUUACAGUUAACAAUGAAAGUAAGGCAUUGCAAUGUAAAUAUAAGUGAGGGAGGGAGAGAAGGGUUGUAAAUGACACACAAAAAAGUUAAUGGGGACAGUUUCAAGAUCGUGGUGCAGUACAAAGUCUUCCCACAAUUCCAUGACCUGUGUCCCAAGAGUGACUCAUCUGUAUUUAAGGAAAAUAUUAUUUUUUGUAAAGGUAUAUGAUAAAUUUUUGCGGUCAAAAAAAAAAAAGAAGACGAAUAUGCA